Molecule: messenger RNA, 2073 nt
Organism: Serendipita indica DSM 11827
Lineage: Eukaryota; Fungi; Basidiomycota; Agaricomycetes; Sebacinales; Serendipitaceae
Source: the annotation of a GenBank genome assembly
AUGCUCCACGACAGCCUCCCUCUCUACAUGCCAGAAGGAGUCGGAGAGCCAGUGGCUCCCGACGCCUUUCAUAUUCAUCUUGCUUCCCCUGGACCAGGCCAACUGUUUGACCUUGUCCUGAAGGCGCCUCCCGAGUGUUGGGAGUCACUCCACAUCACUCUGGGAGAAGAAGAUCCUUCGCCUUCCUUCAUUGAAGACAUCUUUGUCGAACGGCAGUUCCCCAACCUCCGCGAGCUGGUGAUCGAUGAAGAGCCCCUGAACAACGAAGGAAUGUACGAUUUGAACAUCAAACGGGACCCGUAUACAUCUUUAUACCAAUCCCUUUGCUUCACCACCACCCACCGCUUCAAAACCAUCAACAUCAACGCUGAUAUCAGAGGAGAAGCGUCAGCAUAUGGACUUUUUGGCCACGCAAUGUCCAACGUGGGUGGAUCUAUUCCAUUCAUUCGAACUGCACUUCUCGCAGCGGCCGGCUCGUCGGAAUGGAGAAUGGCGUCGAGCCUCACGUCCAACAUCUCAGUUCGUAAAUACCACUACUCGCACAUCGUCUCGCUUGAUCUACACUCCUGGGACGCAGAUGUCGUCGAGAAACUUUCCCUUCCCAAUCUCCUCUAUCUCCGCGUCGAGCAUUGCCACCUAGAAAGGGAUCAAACGUUUCGCAAGGUCGACGACUGCAGGCCGGCACUCCUGAUGCCGACUGUCGUUCAACUUCGCCUCACCAGCCAUUCUUUGACCAUGCUCUCCCAGAUUUGUGCCGGUAAUCUGGAGCUGUUGAUCAUUGAAGACAAGAAGGGAAUGGACAGAUUCGAUGGAUGCUUACCGGCCUCAGUGCAGACUCAGCCCACUCCACCACUACCAACCAUCCCCACCAGGGCAGGGCCACGUCCACGCCGGGUCACAGGUUGGAACCCGGUCGAGGGAGAAGGCACUUCUACUUUCACAGUACACUCUCAAGAGAUGAUUGGUUCGUCUCCAGCGGCACCGUGGCCCAAUCUACCGAAUUAUCCAACACGGGACAGAUUUCCCUAUAGGGAACUUCAACCCAGGGGCAGUGGUAUGACGCCAAAUAGCGUGGUCGAUGUGAGCAACUAUUCUACCACGUCCAGACCGUACAUCCCAUUCGAGAAACUUGCUUCAAACACACAUCUCGGUACCUUUCAGGUUGACAAGUGGAGCGUUCUCAACAUCGAAACCGCGACGUUUCGUGUUCCACUAGAAAUCCAAAGCCUUUUGGAGUUUCUGCGGAACGCACGUAGCUUGCGCCGGUUGACCGUCACGGUCCCUUCUUUUCUUCCGCCUGACGGGCUCAAGGAGUGGAAGCGGGAAUUUGUGGAAAGAAUGAUGGACAGGCAGUAUAUAUUCCCUCUUGGACAGCGAUACCCUGAUCGCCCACUCUUUUGUUGCCCUCAGCUCGAAGAACUGACGUUGCUGAUUGACGGUGUUUGGAUUGACGGCGAAUGGACAACUGAACUGAAGAACCUCAUGGCCGAACGUGGAUAUCACAACGCUGUCACGGGAGAAAACGAGAAACUAGGACGAGGAGAGGGCCACUUGAGAAGUAUCGUCUGCCACUGGUCACAGGACCCUUGGCUCGUAAAGGCACACUUCCCUCCACCGACCUACUCAACGCAUCAGGUGCAGUCCGAGGGCCCGCAAAGACGAUCCUGCGCAUCCGAAGAAUCAUCAUACUACGAACAGAGCCGACAUGCGGAGCAGCUUGAAGCAUAUGAUGGCAUUACUGAUCUACAGCCAGUGGACAACUACAUUCCGCCGGCUCUCCCUCUGUCACCAGAUUGUCCUCCGUCCCUCCCUCUAUCAUCAGAUAGUCCUCCUCCCCUCUCUCUGUCCUCGGGUGGCAUAGAGACGGCAAGCGAGCACUCUCAAGAGAUGCAAGAUCUGCCAGAAAUGGUCGUCUGGUCGUCUUCCGAAUUUGAAGUUCUUUCGGAUAGCGACUUUUCUCACGUAGGAGGGACGCUGUCAAGGGCCGAAAUCACAGAUGAUUCAGAGGACUAUGUCAUGGCUAGAGAAGGCGAGGUCGACACGGAUAGCGAUGAGGACUGGCUCGAGCGGUAG